Daucus carota subsp. sativus is the source of this 2270-nucleotide messenger RNA. RefSeq names its product calmodulin-binding protein 60 A. The record is from RefSeq and is a predicted model, not a curated record. Gene Ontology annotation, cellular component: nucleus. Gene Ontology annotation, molecular function: calmodulin binding; DNA-binding transcription factor activity; sequence-specific DNA binding. The transcript is spliced from 7 exons. NCBI's taxonomy places the organism in Eukaryota, Viridiplantae, Streptophyta, Magnoliopsida, Apiales, Apiaceae. Gene Ontology annotation, biological process: regulation of salicylic acid biosynthetic process. Bases 426 to 1754 code for a protein of 442 amino acids.
AAAAGAUAUGGGGUUGACCUGAGGAGAAGCAGCAAGCCUACAUCAAAAAGUGUUUCCUCUGUGUGUGCUUGCAGUUUAGUAAUGUAUUUUUCCACACCCACGCGGUUUUCUCGCGUCUAUAAUAUCUACACACAUACACAUAUACUGUGUGUCAUCAACAGAACACAAGUAGUAGUAAGACGGUUAGUGAAUCCGAGAAUGUCAAAACAGCCAGCUGGGCCCACCAACAACAUGGGUUUACAACAGAACAACACUAGUGAAGAUGAUGACUUGACGAGAAUCAUUCAUAUCAGCAAGGAGAGGCUGGAGCUGUUGAUUGUACGGACUAUAGAGCGUGUUAUUGUUCCGGUCAUGGGGGAUUUAGUUCGUAAAGUUGUAAAAGAGGAAAUUGAAUCGGUACAAGAGAAUCUCAUGCAUCAUAUACAAUGGUGUGGGGCAGUCUAAGUAAACAAGGGAGUACUUCUGAGCCACGACGCUUGCGUCUGAAGUUCAUGCAAAAUAUAAGUUCCCCAGUCCUCACUAGCCGUAAAAUUAAAGGAGAAGGAGGUAUCUCUAUCAACUUAGCUUUAGUUGACAGCCUAACCGAAGAGGUUGUAAAAACUGGACCUGAAGCUGCAGCGAAGGUUGAGAUACUGGUUCUUGAGGGUGAUUAUGCUGGUCAUAGAGAAUGCAAUGGGAAAUCAGAAGACUUCAACAACAGAAUUGUAACUGAAAUGGAAGGAAAGAAAUCAGUACUUCAAGGUACUACUACCCUGAAGCUUAAAGAAGGCAUCAGCAGCAUUACUAAUCUUUCUUUCACACAAAAUUCACAAUGGAUGAGAAAUUCGAAGUUGUGCCUUGGGGCAAGAGCUGUGAAUAGUUUUCCUGGAACUACAAUAGAGCCAGCAAAUACAAAAUCCUUCGUAGUUAAAGACAAUCGCACUGAAUCAAAUGAGAAGAAAGAGGUACCAUCUUUGCCUGAUAAGGUAUCACGGCUGAAACAUAUUGGCAAACAUGGAAGAAAGCGUCUGAAUGAUCAAAGCAUAUUUACUGUGAAGGAUCUUUUAGUACUCCUCAAUACAAAUCCAAAAAGACUCCGCGAGAUACUCAAUGUCAGGUCUAAGAUAUGGGAGGAAAUAACAGGCAAUGCAAAGAAAUGUUUAAUUGAUGAAGGGGUCUACAUUUACAUCGAUCGUAAUUUACAACAAAACAAUGGAGUUGUAUUUGAUGUGAUCGGACAAGUGAAGGGAUUAAUUAAGGAAUCCCAAUACUUUCCUAUGAGUAUGCUAUCCGAUGAUGAACAGAAGAAUGCCCAAAAGUUAGUUGCACGUGCAUUUGAUCAGUGGGAAGAGGUAAGCAGAUCUGAUGAUGAGAACUCUCUCAUAGAACGCUUUCCUCGCAUAUCAGAGUCAACAAUGAUAGAAAGUCCUAGUCAAUAUAUCUGGGAUUAUCCAUUGCUCGAUAUGUGUGAGCAAGCAGGUGCUUCAUCAAAUGGUAUCCGUACGCCCGUCAAUUGCAUAGGGGAAUCAAGUCAGAUAUGCUCUCCUGAGCAUGGCCUCGGUGACCCAAUAUACAGUCCUCCCCACUAUGUUGAUGAUCUUCUGCAAUUAAUGAACUUUAACAAUCAACCUGAAAGGCUCAGACUAGAACUAAAUCCUAAAAUGUCAUGGAAAAGGGUUAUCCCUGUUAUCUGUAUUUCAAGGUGGUUCAUGAUAAGAAAAAGGGAUGGAUCCUUGGAAAGGGGUCCUCUUAACAAAAGACAGAAGAUCUCAUGACAUGGGCAGAAAGGAACAAUUAACUCAGAGUUUGGUAAUAGUUUAUGACUAGUCUCAUAGGUUCUGCCGAUGAUUAUGUGUGCAGUUUCAGAGAGCAAUGUGUUUUGACGCAGCAUUGGUACAGGAGAAUAUAGACAACAAUUCUUCAUUAUUUUUAUUCUUUAUAUAUUGUUGAGCAUGUAGGUGUUUCUCCAGACUCUUGAUGCAACUUUCAAAGCCUGGUUUAAAGAUGAAACUCUUCCAGCUUUAGGUUCAGUAAGCACACUGUCAAAAGGGAAGAUAGUAAUGCUGUUAGUAACGGGGCAUUUCCAGUUCUGGGCUAUCUGCCAUGGCGGAAAUCCAAGUUAGUAGUCUGUAGAUUACAGCUUCUGAAAACAAAACAAAAUAAUUGUUUUCACCUCUGCUAGAUAUCAAUGAAUUCGUAGAAAGUUAUUUUUCAGCAAGGCUUGUUCUUGUACAUAUUCAUUUGUAAAUUGAAUUAAUGAUUAUAACGCAAAACAGGUUUGCUUUGUGUUA